This is a messenger RNA of Perognathus longimembris pacificus (Pacific pocket mouse), 2038 nucleotides long. It is a transcript of the gene Chrng, whose product is annotated as cholinergic receptor nicotinic gamma subunit. Gene Ontology annotation, cellular component: neuron projection; postsynaptic membrane; synapse. NCBI's taxonomy places the organism in Eukaryota, Metazoa, Chordata, Mammalia, Rodentia, Heteromyidae. The coding region runs from base 1 to 1572 and encodes 523 amino acids. Gene Ontology annotation, biological process: monoatomic ion transmembrane transport; nervous system process; regulation of membrane potential. Gene Ontology annotation, molecular function: acetylcholine-gated monoatomic cation-selective channel activity; transmembrane signaling receptor activity. The transcript is spliced from 12 exons. The record is from RefSeq and is a predicted model, not a curated record.
AUGCAUGGAGCCCAGAGUUCCCGGCUGCGGCUGCUGCUGCUGCUGGCUGUGUUCUGGCGGGCCCAGGGCCGCAAUCAGGAGGAACGGCUGCUCGCUGACCUGAUGCGCGACUAUGACCCCCUCCUGCGGCCAGCCGAGCGCGACUCCGACGUGGUCAACGUCAGCCUGAAGCUCACCCUCACCAACCUCAUCUCCCUGAAUGAGCGAGAGGAGGCCCUCACCACCAACGUCUGGAUAGAGAUGCAGUGGUGUGACUAUCGCCUCCGCUGGGACCCUCAAGACUACGAAGGCCUGUGGGUGCUGAGGGUGCCAUCCACCAUGGUGUGGCGCCCAGACAUUGUGCUGGAGAACAACGUGGACGGUGUCUUCGAAGUGGCCCUCUACUGCAAUCUGCUCGUGUCCCCGGAUGGCUGUAUCUACUGGCUGCCACCUGCCAUCUUCCGUUCGUCCUGCUCUGUCUCUGUCACCUACUUCCCCUUCGACUGGCAGAACUGCUCCCUCGUUUUCCAAUCCCAGACCUACAGCACCAGUGAAAUUAACCUGCAGCUGAGUCAGGAGGACGGGCAGACCAUCGAGUGGAUUUUCAUCGACCCCGAGGCCUUCACAGAAAACGGGGAGUGGGCCAUCCAGCACCGGCCAGCCAAGAUGCUGCUGGACGCAGAGGCUCCGGCGGAGGAAGGGGGCCACCAGAAGGUGGUCUUCUACCUUCUCAUCCAGCGCAAGCCCCUCUUCUACGUCAUCAACAUCAUCGCCCCCUGCGUGCUCAUCUCCUCCGUCGCCAUCCUCAUCUACUUCCUUCCUGCCAAGGCUGGUGGCCAGAAGUGUACAGUAGCCACCAACGUGCUCCUGGCCCAGACUGUCUUCCUCUUCCUCGUGGCCAAGAAGGUGCCUGAGACCUCCCAGGCUGUGCCUCUCAUCAGCAAGUACCUGACCUUCCUGAUGGUGGUGACCAUCCUGAUCGUCGUGAAUGCUGUGGUCGUGCUCAACGUGUCCCUGCGGUCCCCCCACACACACUCCAUGGCCCGAGGGGUCCGCAAGGUGUUCCUGCGGCUCCUGCCACAGCUGCUGCGCAUGCCCAUCCGUCCACUGGCCCCAGCAGCUGUCCAGGACAUCCGGCCCCAGCUCCAGAAUGGCUUCUCCUCGGGCUGGGCCGUGCCGAAUGGGGAGGAGGGGGGCCUCUGCCUGCCCCGCAGUGAACUCCUCUUCCGGCAGCGGCGGCGGCGCGACGGCCUGGUGCGAGCAGCUCUGGAGAAGCUGGAGAGAGGCCCAGAGACUGGGCAGAGCCAGUUCUGUGGCAGCCUGAAACAAGCUGCCCCCGCCAUCCAGGCCUGUGUGGACGCCUGCAACCUCAUGGCCCGCGCCCAGCACCAGCAAAAUCACUUUGAUAGCGGAAAUGAGGAGUGGUUCCUAGUGGGCCGUGUGCUGGACCGGGUCUGCUUUCUGGCCAUGCUCUCACUCUUCAUCUGUGGUACUGCCGGCAUCUUCCUGAUGGCCCACUACAACCGGGUGCCCGCCCUGCCAUUCCCUGGAGACCCCCGCCCCUACCUGCCCUCACCAAACGGAGCCAGUUAAGUGCUGCUGGACACAGAGGACAGAUCUGUGUGCUGUGCUCUUCGGCUUCUGAGUCCGCCGUGGGCUGUUUGGGAAGUACCCACCUGAGAAGACCUGGGGGAAAUAAAACAUGGAGUCGGAAUCCUGCAGUGCUUGGGGCUGGGCCGGGGUCAGGGAGUGGGGCUGGGGUCACUGUCCAUGUGGCCUUGACUGGCUCAUCUUGGCACUUACCACACUUCCACAUAACACCCCUCACUUCAGCCAGGCAUUACUGACCUCCAAGUCAUUUAAAAGCCCCAAGUAGUAUGUUUUGCACAAGGCUCCUAGCUGGGCAAGGUCCUGUUCCUCCAGGUCUGGACACAUCUUCCCUUUUAUGAGUUCCUCUGGGAAGGAGGGCAGUCCAGACAGGUUUGAAAGCGCUCUCUCCAAUGAAAGGCAGGAGUUUGGGAACAGUGGCUCCCUCCUGUAAUCCCAGCUACCCGGGAAG